This is a messenger RNA of Rotaria sp. Silwood1, 2949 nucleotides long. Lineage: Eukaryota; Metazoa; Rotifera; Eurotatoria; Philodinida; Philodinidae. The record is from the annotation of a GenBank genome assembly.
AUGUCGAAAAGUAGUAAAGUUAGCAAACCAGCAAGAAAAUCUGGAGGUGGAGCAGCUCUCAUGCAACAGAUGGGUUUUCAAAUACCAAAUUUCGAUGAAUCAGGUAUGGGUGAUGAUGAUGAUGAUCUUGAAGCCGAAUUACGAAGAUUACAACAAGGCAGUGAAGAUGGCAAUCAAAGAUCGAGAGGUUCAAAAUCUGAUCAACGAAAGUUAGGUGGAAUGGCACAAGAUCUUCAAUUAUUUCAUAACGAUGUAAAUAAACUUCUUCGUGAUAUUGAUCGACCUAUCAAUGAUGAUGAAUUAUCUGAUGUUGAUGACGACGAACUUCUUGCCGAAUUGAAUGAAAUUACAGAUGAAAUCGAGACUGAAAGAAAUGAUCAAAUAAAACAACCACAAGCAAAAUCCAGUGGUAAUAUAGUGUCUGUACUCGAAGAACGUCAAUCAAUGUAUGCUAAAGCUUUAGCAGCAGCAAAAGCAAGUGGUGAUGCUGCAAAAUCUCGACGUUUAGAUCGACAACUUAAAACUAUUCAAGAAUUACUUCAAUCGGCUCGUGCUGGUGCACCAGUUAAUGAAAGUGAAAUUCCACCUGAAGUUUUUAUUGCUUCUCAAUCUGCAUCUGUACCACAACAAACAUCUGUGCGAGCUCCUUCUCCUCCACAACAACCAGCUGCACCACGUUCACGUGCUGUACCUUUACCACAACCACCAACUCAAGCAUCAAUUCGAACUAAUAAUAAUAAUAAUCCAGCUGUAUUUCAACCACAAGCACCACCUACUUCUACAGAUUCAGAUUCUAAAAUUGCACGACUUAAAUCAUUAGCUUUACAAGCUAAACAACAAGGAGAUAUGGCAAAAGCUAAAGAAUAUAUUAUUCAAUUGAGGACUUUACAAGGUAAAGCUAUAUCUACGGUUUCUUCUUCUUCUAUGCAUAGAGAAACAUAUGACAAUGUACCAGAAGAUGAUGGUCCACCACCAGCUUUACCUUUAAAAGCACCUGAACCUCGUACAAUCAUGGAAGCAUUACAACAACGGCAUGAAGAGUUAACCAAACGAGGUGAAGAAGCAGCCAGAAGUGGAGAUAAUUCCAAAGCAAGACGAAUGGAAAGACUUUCAAAACAAUAUGAAGAAGCUAUCGAUGCUACACGAAAGGGUCGUCCAUAUAAUUAUAGUGAAUUACCAGAUUUACCUGGUUUUGCACCGAUUCCUGUUCAACAAUCUAAGCCUCAACCAGUUGCAGCAUCUUCAACUGCUACAGCAGCUAGACCAGCACCAUCAAAUACACAAGUUCGAUCAUCACAAGCUCAACAACAACGAACAGUACCUACAGCAGCAUCGACUAAUCCAAUUAGUACAAGAAAAAGUCAACAAGCUCAAACACUUCGUCUUAAGCAAGAAAAAUUUCAAAAACUUGCUGUACAAGCUAAACAAAAAGGUGAUCUUGAAACAGCUAAAAAAUUUCUUGUUGCCUAUAAAGGACUUGACCAAAUGAUUGUAGCAGCUGAAUCUGGUUUACCUAUUGAUAUGAGUCAAGUACCUAAAUUACCUGAUGAUGAUAAUGAUAUGAUAGAUGAUGAUGAUUUAACACAAGAUUUAGCUCGUUCAGAUCGUGAUACAAUUUAUCGUCGUUUACAAGAAGAUCUUCUUAAACAAAUUCAAUUAUGUGCACGUAAUCAACAAAUAUAUUCACAAAUGGAAGGAAUAAAUAAUGUCAAAUAUACAAAUGAAUAUAAAGUUCUUGAACAACGUUGUGCAAAUGAUUUAGAAAAAUUACGACAAUGUUUUCAACAUGGUUUAAAACCACCAUUAUUUCAUUAUGAAAGAAGACAAAUGACUAUUGUACAAGUUAAUAGUGAUUUAGGAGACAAUGAUCUUGAGGUUAAUAUUCUUCGUGGUAUUAAUUUGCCCGUUCCACAAGGUCAAUCAGCAUCAUCACUUGAAACUUAUGUAUUCAUCGAAUUUCCUUAUCCAACUGAAACUCCUCAAACAGCUCGAACUCGUCUAGCCGUUGGUUCAGUAAAUGCUGAAUAUCCUGAUUCAUUGCAUAAAUUUUAUAUCAAACGGAAUGAUGCCAAAUUUAGACGUUUAAUGAAUCGAAAGGAAUUGAAAUUAGCUGUUUUUUAUAAAGCCGGUUUUCUUCGAUCAGAUCGUCCAUUAGGUAUAGCAUCAAUCAAAUUAGCUGAAUUAGAACAAGCUUGUACAAUACAUGAAUCUGUUGAUUUAUAUGAAAGUGAACAUAAGAAAAAGAUUGAAGGAAAAUUAGAAGUUAAAUUACGUAUCAAAGAAGCAUUAGGACAAACAAAAGCAUCAGACAUAUUACCACAACGAUGGCUUGUUAUUGAUCGUUUUGAAGAAUUUUCUCCACACGCAAAAUCAUCAUCAACAUCAAAAUCAUCAGCAGCUUCUGCACCAGCAAUUACUGCUAUUGCUCGUCUUAUACCUACAGGCGACAUAUUAGGUCAGUUGGCCAUAAAUAUGGCCGAGAAUAGAAAUAAUGAUGAAGUUGUUGAUAGCAGUCAAUCGAAUGCAUCUGAAUUGACUAAUCAUCAACGUCGACGAAAACAUCAACAUCAAGAACCAGCAUCAUCAUCUACAUCAACAAGUCCACAAAGUGUUCAAGUACUUAAUUAUGAAGCAUCACUUAUUCAACAACAAAUUGAACAAUUACAUGAUCGUCUUACACAUGAUCAACUUCAUCAACUAAAAAUGAAACGUCGUGAAAUCGAGGAACAAAGUGAUCGAUUAGUCGAAUUUUUACGUAUGGGAGGAAAACAAGCUGUACAAGAACAUGUACGAGGUCUUGAAGAAUUAAAUGAUUAUUAUGAUCAAGAAGCACGUGAAUAUCAUCAACGACGUGAAACAAAAAAAGCUGAUAUUGCUUUAACAAAAAAGAAACUUGUGAUGAAAGAAAUUGAUACACUUACAGGGCAACCAUCAUCAACAAGAUUUUGA